AUGGCAUACCUCGGAAAAGAAACACAAAUUACGCAAGCCGGACAGGCCAUAGUUUUAAAUACCGAAGCUAUUUCGCAGCUGAAUGCAACAAUAAGAAACGGAUUUGGCCCAAACGGAGCACUGAAGAUGCUAAUAACCCCAGCGGGUGAAAUACGGCUCGUAAAAGACGGUUUUAAUCUGCUGAAAAACAUCCAGCUAGCCCAGCCAGGGGCUGUUUUGCUCUCCAAGAUGGUCACGCAGCAGGGCGAAGAGUAUGGAGACGGAGUGACAUCUUCCAUCAUUCUCUCAGCCUCCAUGCUGAGCAAAGCAAUAGAGUACAUAUACGAAGGAGUGCACCCCCAAGUGAUUAUAGCCGGGCUGCUCAAAAGAGAAAAAGCAAUACUGCAAACACUCGAGAGCAUGAAGGUGCCCAUUGAAGACACAAAAGACACAAUCUACAAUCUAGCGUACACCGCGCUAAGAACAAAAUUCUCAAAGAAGCAGACCGAGAAAUACUCAAACAUCAUAGUGUCAGCAGCAGAAACUGUGAGAAGCGGAAACACCACAGACUUGAAAAUGCUGGAAAUCGUCAAGAUGGCAGAUAUCGACGCAACUGAGCCCCUGCGCAUAGUAAAAGGCCUGGUGAUGGACCACGGCGGAAGACACCCAAUGAUGCCAAGAAGACUGGAGAACGUGUUUAUUCUGUGCACCAACAUCUCGUUCGAGUACGAGAAGCCAGAGCACAACGCACAGUUCUACUACAAAUCCACGGAAGAAAAGCUGAAGAUGGAAGAGGGAGAGAGACACGUGAUCAUGCAGAGAGUGCAGAAAGUGCUGGAGGUCAUACAGAAAGUAGCCAUUGCAAAUCAAAGCCAGAAGCCACAGUUUAUGAUUAUUACCCAAAAGGGAAUUGAUGCACACGUACUGGAAAUAUUUGCAAAGUACAACAUUCUAGCGCUGAGAAGAGCGAAGAGAAAGAACAUGGAGAGACUGCAGUCUCUUACGGGAUGCACGCCCGUCACGGGUAUUUCUGAAUUAAACGAAAAUGUCUUUGGAUUUGCUGGAUUGGUCAGAGAAAUAUCAGUGGGUGAUGACAAAUUCACUUUUAUUGAAAAAACACCGUUCAACAAAACAUGCACGCUUCUCAUCCAGGGAAUAUCUCCAUACCAAAUGGAGUACCUAGAGAGCGCUGUCAAGUCUGCGCUCAAGUCCAUCUCGUGCGGUCUUUCUGACGGGUAUGUGGUCCCAGGGGGCACCUCUACAUACUACAAGCUUGCAGAGUCGCUCGUACCAGAGGAAGACACAACGGAGAAUCUAGUGUCCUAUAACAUCUGGAAAGACUCUUUGAUGUCUAUUCCAAAAAUACUCAUCAAGAACCUCGGGUACAACUCUGUUGAAAUGAUUUCAAAGAUCAAAGUAUCAGAGACAAAGAACUCCGCCAUUGAAAUAUCAACAGGCGAGAUAAAAGACGCAUUCGAUAUGAACAUAAUUGACAACUAUGCGAUCGUGAAAAACACAAUCCAGUCCUCAGUCUUAGCAGCAACUAAAAUAUUAAUGAUUGAUGAAAUCAUCAAAAGUGGAAAAGAAGUAAAAUAA
Nematocida minor is the source of this 1575-nucleotide messenger RNA. RefSeq names its product T-complex protein 1 subunit zeta. NCBI's taxonomy places the organism in Eukaryota, Fungi, Microsporidia. The record is from RefSeq and is a predicted model, not a curated record. Gene Ontology annotation, molecular function: ATP binding; ATP-dependent protein folding chaperone. The coding region runs from base 1 to 1575 and encodes 524 amino acids. The transcript has a single exon. Gene Ontology annotation, cellular component: chaperonin-containing T-complex. Gene Ontology annotation, biological process: protein folding.